UGGGGGUCAUGGAAGUAGAGAGUGUGAAAGAGAUCUCAAGCUGGGGAAAAGGAUCAUAAAAUGUGUGACAUGAACAAAAGGAGCUCAAGGGGAGGGGCGAGGGCAGUAAGGAAAGAGGAUAAAUAAGCACAAAGUAUGAAUGAAAACCCAUAAUGAAAACCCAUAAUUAGCAGCUGCUGCUUUUCCGAGCUAUCUUCCGGCCAUCGACCCAGACUAGCCAUGGCCUCGGCCUCUGUGGCAGCGGCACGAAGGGCUGGCAGCCGGGCCGCCCCGCUUCUGCGGCGCGGCUACCAGACGGAGAAGGGCGUUUACGGCUACCGGCCGAGGAAGGCAGAGAGCCGCGAACCUCACGGCGGCCCGGGGCGCACGUCAGUUGAUCAUGGCCUUGCCAGGUUGGUGACAGUAUACUGUGAACAUGGCCAUAAAGCUGCCCAAAUCAACCCCCUCUUUCCUGGACAAGCCCUGCUGGACACUGUGCCUGAAAUCCAAGCCCUUGUGCAGACUCUGCAGGGUCCCUUCACUACCACAGGAUUAUUGAACAUGGGCAAGGAAGAGGCCUCUCUUGAGGAAGUAUUAACCUAUUUGAACCAUAUCUAUUGUGGGCCAAUUUCUAUUGAAACUGUCCAACUUCAGAGCCAGGAGGAGAAAGACUGGUUUGCCAGACGUUUUGUGGAACUGAAAAAGGAGACAUUUUCUACAGAAGAACGAAAACAUCUGUCAAAAUUAUUGCUAGAAUCUCAGGAGUUUGACCACUUUUUGGCCACCAAGUUCACCACAGUGAAGAGAUAUGGAGGUGAAGGGGCCGAAAGCAUAAUGGGCUUCUUUCACGAGUUACUGAAGAUGUCAGCCUGCAGCGGCAUAACUGAUGUCAUUAUUGGGAUGCCUCAUAGAGGGAGGCUGAAUUUAUUGACAGGCCUUCUGCAGUUACCUCCCGAGGUAAGGGUCCUUUCUAUAUUUCUUGCCAGCACUGUACAAUGGGCUGUAGCAGGAUAA
Molecule: messenger RNA, 993 nt
Organism: Nannospalax galili (Upper Galilee mountains blind mole rat)
Lineage: Eukaryota; Metazoa; Chordata; Mammalia; Rodentia; Spalacidae
Product: probable 2-oxoglutarate dehydrogenase E1 component DHKTD1, mitochondrial
Exons: 5
Coding region: 220-993 (257 amino acids)
Biological process (GO): tricarboxylic acid cycle
Molecular function (GO): oxoglutarate dehydrogenase (succinyl-transferring) activity; thiamine pyrophosphate binding
Source: RefSeq, a predicted model, not a curated record